UUCAUAGCUGGAUACCCAAUAGCCAAACUGUUAGAUUUAAUUCUUGGUGAAAAUCAUGGAAUCAUAUAUCGACGUGCAGAAUUGAAAGAAUUGAUCAAGUAUCAUGAAACUUCUACUGAACGUGGAGGUGAUCUUGUUAAGGACAGUGUUACUAUAAUUCGUGGAGCUCUCGAUCUUCAAGAUAAAGUAGUUGAGAGUGCAAUGACACCAAUUGAAAAGGCAUUUAUGAUACCUAUUGACAGUAUGAUGGAUAGGAUUACAAUAAGGGAAAUCUAUUUGACCGGUCAUUCUCGCAUUCCUGUAUAUGAAGGAUCACGUGAACAUAUUUUAGGCGUUUUGCUAGUCAAG
Acaulospora morrowiae is the source of this 348-nucleotide messenger RNA. Lineage: Eukaryota; Fungi; Glomeromycota; Glomeromycetes; Diversisporales; Acaulosporaceae. The record is from the annotation of a GenBank genome assembly.